[Torrubiella] hemipterigena is the source of this 2604-nucleotide messenger RNA. Lineage: Eukaryota; Fungi; Ascomycota; Sordariomycetes; Hypocreales; Clavicipitaceae. The record is from the annotation of a GenBank genome assembly.
CUGGCUGUGACGCUACUACAACUGGCAGCGAUUCGCAGAUCGUCACGACGCCCUUGAAGCAAUUUCCUCUGUCUCCCAAGUAUUUUUCUCCUCUGCCCCUCCCACCGCCUCUUUUUUGCGUCCUUUUUUUUCUUCUCUUUUCCAAACAACUUCACAUCAAUCCCGCCCAAAAUGCCUGUUGGUACUGUUCUCAUCACCGGAGGAACCGGCUACAUUGGCUCCUUCACCACCCUCGCCCUUCUCGACGGCGGCUACGACGUCGUGAUUGUCGACAAUCUCUACAACUCGUUUGAGAAUGUCGUCGACCGCAUCGAGAAGCUGUCUGGCCGCCGCCCAGCCUUCUACAACGUCGACAUUUGCGACGAAAAGGCCCUCGAUGUCGUCUUUGACAAGCACCCCGAGAUUGACAGCGUCAUUCACUUUGCCGCCCUCAAGGCUGUUGGCGAGUCUGCCGAGAUUCCCCUAGAGUACUACCGCGUCAACGUCGGCGGCAGCAUCUCGCUCCUGCGUUCCAUGACCAGCCACAACGUCAGCAACAUUGUCUUCUCCUCGUCUGCUACCGUCUACGGCGACGCCACCCGCUUCCCCAACAUGAUCCCCAUCCCCGAGAACUGCCCCAUCGGCCCUACCAACACCUACGGCCGCACAAAGUCCUCCAUUGAGGACGUCAUUACCGACCACGUCAACGCCCAGCGCAACAACCUCCAAAAGGCCGGCAAACCCUUUGAGCAGUGGAACGGUGCUCUGCUCCGCUACUUCAACCCUUGCGGUGCUCACCCUAGCGGUAUUAUGGGCGAGGACCCCCAGGGUGUUCCUUACAACUUGCUGCCUCUGCUUGCUCAGGUUGCCACUGGCAAGCGUGAGAAGCUUCUUGUUUUCGGCGACGACUACACUUCCCGCGACGGCACUGCCAUCCGUGACUACAUUCACGUCCUCGAUCUCGCCAAGGGCCACUUGGCUGCCCUCAACUACCUCCGCGAGAAGAAGCCCGGUGUCAAGGCGUGGAACCUUGGCUCUGGCCGCGGCAGCACCGUCUUCGAGAUUGUCAAGGCUUUCUCGUCUGCUGUCGGCCGCGACCUCGCCUACGAAGUCGUUGCCCGCCGCCAGGGUGAUGUGCUCGAUCUGACUGCCAACCCUACCCUCGCCAACCAGGAGCUCAACUGGAAGACGGAGCUCACCAUGGAGAAGGCCUGUGAGGACCUCUGGCGCUGGGCCAACAAUAACCCCCAGGGUUACCGCCAGGAACCCCCUGCUGAGCUCAUGAACGCUGUCGUCACCCCCAAGGUCUAAGCGCCGAAUGUGGUGUGCAGCUUUUAUGUCAACCAAAAUUUGAAGGAAUGGAUAUUGAGGAUACAUUGAGAGCUGCAAGCAACGCUCCAAGCAUAAUUGAUAGAUACAGCACACAUGAUAGAACGAUAAGUUAGGCAUUGAGCAUCCAAAAAUGAAGCGAUAAUUAAUAUUUUAUUUAUUUUUCAUGCAUUACAUCAUUUUACAACUUGAGCACCAGCUUGCCGGUGGUCUUGCGGCUCUCAAUGUCGGUAUGAGCACGACCAGCAUCAGCGAGGGGAUACACAUCGUGGAUGCUAACAACGAUGCCCUUGUUCUUAAUCAUGUCGAAGAGUUCAGUCGUGUACUGCUCAAGCUCCUCGCGCUCAACAAGGUAGUUGUUGACGACGGGGCGCAUGAGACGGACGUUCUUGGGGGCCAGACGGAGCAGCGCGACGCCCUCGACAGCACCAGACUAGACGCACCAGUUAGCACCAACCUCUUUUUAAUAGUAGUAGCGUAUGUACUUACAGCAUUGCCGAACGAAAUCAAGUUACCCUUGCGAGCAAUCAUCUCCAAGUCCAAAUCAAACGUCGACUUGCCAAUACCAUCAAAGAUGGCAUCCACACCAUGCCCAUUCGUAAUCUUCUUCACCUCGGCCGCCACAUCAUCCGUCGACUUGACAGUGUAAUCCGCACCAAGCUUCUUCGCAAGCGCCAGCUUCUCAUCCGUACUCGCCGACGCAAUCACCUUGGCGCCAAUCGCAUGCAGCAUCUGCACAAGCAGCGAGCCGCAGCCUCCCGCAGCCGCAUGCACAAACGCCCACUGGCCAGGCUGAACAUUGGCAGCCUCGCGGAUAAACGUCCACGCCGUAAGGCCCUGGAGAUAGCCGGCGGCAGCCACCUCGGUCGAGACGCCAUCGGGGAUCGAGAUCACAUUGCUGGCAUUCACGGCCGUGUACUCGGCAUACGCGUUGCCCUCCAUGUAGACGGCCUUGGAGCCGACGGGGAACUUGGCGGCCGCGGCGCCCGUGGCGGCAAUGACUUCGCCGGCGGCUUCGCGGCCCAGACGGAGCGGGAACUGCGGUGCCUUGUACAGGCCGCUGCGGAAGUAUGUGUCGAUGAAGUUGACGCCGGCGAAUUCGUUGCGGAUGAGGACCUGGUUGUCGGCGAGGGUGGGCACGGGGACGUCCUUGUGCUCGAGGACUUCGAUGCCGCCGUUCUGGGCGAUCUCGAUGGCCUUCAUGGUAGCGGGGAGGGGAGCCAUGUUAUUAGCGAAUUGGCGACGAUUAGUGGUGUUGUUGGUGAUGAUUGGGUAAGAAGUGAAGGUUGGACGGGG